Messenger RNA from Benincasa hispida (wax gourd), 2189 nucleotides. NCBI's taxonomy places the organism in Eukaryota, Viridiplantae, Streptophyta, Magnoliopsida, Cucurbitales, Cucurbitaceae. The record is from RefSeq and is a predicted model, not a curated record.
UUAAUUUUUCCAUCUCUCUAAAGACCAAGAUGGGACUUGGGAGGGACAGUGUGUGAACAGUAUAGAAGAUAAACAAAUCUCUCUUUCCCUUGCCUUGCUUUCUCCUUCUUCUUCUUCCUUCUCUGCUGGGUUGGAUUUUUUGGGUGAGUGGUUAUGGCUUGGCAAAUGGCAAGGUUUCCUUUUUGGAUGUGGGUCAUAAUUUUCUGAUCUGGGGUUUGAUUAUUAUAUCUCCCUUUUUGAGAGCUUGAAGAGGAAGCUUUGGAAUUGGGGAAGCAAAAAUCUCGUAGCCUUCAUCUUUUGUUUUGGUGAUGAUGAUGAUGAUUGAUAGUGUAAUGAAGAAGAAGGAGAUAUCCUUUUGACCAGAGAAGAAAAGAAGAAAAAGAUCAGAUAAAAGUAAGAAUUUAAAAGAAAAGAAAAGAAAAGAAAAGCAACAAAGUGAGCAAACAUUGCUGCCUGUGAUUGUCAAUGAGAGCGACAGUGUAGUGUAGGAAGGCGAAAGCAAAAAAAGAAAAAGAGAAACAAACAACAAACACCUCUCCUCUCUUCUCUCUGUUUUCUCUUCCUCACUUUUUCUUCCUUUUCCUUCCCACACGUUCCUCUGGUCUCUCCCCUGUUCAACUUUGCUUUGUUUUUUAUACGAUUUUAAUCUCUUCAUUUAUCAGAUUCAGAUUCAUCUUCAGUUUUCCCAAAAGGGUUUUGCCAAAAUGCCGAUGUACCAGCCUGCUACUUGGAGAGAAGGGGAUCCCAAGCUCGUCGUCGGCUGCGGUGCGCAGAUUCUAGAUCUGGAAACUGUGGUCAAAGAUGGGAUUCUCGGUGGAGGCGGGGGUAUAAUUUGCGGCGGUGGUGAGAAAUUGGAUCUGAAGGACAUGAUUGAGGAGUUGGAAUCGUCCAUAGAGGUUCCAUCGGUGUUCAUUUGCCCAAUCUCGCUCGAACCCAUGCAAGAUCCAGUGACCCUCUGUUCCGGGCAGACCUACGAGCGGUCCAACAUUCUGAAAUGGUUCUCUUUAGGGCAUUUAACUUGUCCCACCACAAUGCAAGAGCUUUGGGAUGAUUCCGUCACACCGAAUCGGACCCUUCACCAGUUGAUUCACACCUGGUUUUCGCAAAAGUACUUGGCAUUGAAGAAGAGAUCAGAGGAUGUGCAGGGGAGAGUUUUAGAGCUUUUGGAUUCGUUGAAGAAGGUCAAGGGUCAAGCUAGGGUUCAGUCCCUCAAAGAUCUCCGACAUGUCGUCACCACCCAUUCCUCCGCCAAGAAGAUGGUGGUCGACAACGGCGGUGUCGCUCUAAUCUCCUCUCUUUUGGGUUCUUUCACCUCUCACGCAGUUGGGUCCGAAGCCGUGGGGAUCCUCGUAAAUUUGGAUCUCGAUUCAGAGUUGAAGAAGAAUCUGAUUCAACCCACAAGAAUUUCCCUAAUUGCAGAUAUUUUAAACGAAGGGUCCAUCGAAACCAAGAUUAAUUGCACAAAAUUCAUCAAGAUGUUGAUUGUGGGUGAGGAUUUAAGAACAGAGAACGUUUCUAGUUUAAGUCUCCUCGUCGGAUUGUUGAGAAUGGUGAAGGAUCAGAGACACCCAAAUGGUGUAACCGCCGGACUCAGUUUACUCCGAACGCUCUGUUCAAACGAACCAAUCAGGAAGCAACUCGUUAGUAUCGGCGCCGUCGCAAAACUCGGCGGCGCCCUCUCAAACUUAAACACCGAUUGCUUGGAAUCGGCGCUUUAUAUUCUCGACGUUUUGUCAUCCCUUCCAGAGGGGAGAUUAGCGUUGAAGAACUGUGAAGAUACGAUUAGGAAUUUGGUGAAAUUGUUGAUGAAAGUAUCAGAGAUUUGUACUCAAUUUGCGUUAUCGAUUUUAUGGGCGGUGUUCAAGCUAGCGCCAGAGGAAUGUUCGGUGCUUGCGGUGGAGGCUGGAUUAGCGGCGAAAUUGCUGCUUGUAAUCCAAAGUGGGUGCAAUCCAGAGCUUAAACAGAGAUCUGCAGAGCUAUUGAAAUUGUGUAGUCUAAAUUACCCAGAUUCUAUCUUCAUUUCUAAAUGUAAGCUUACAAGAACUAUACAAUAAAAGAUAGCUUGUCAAAAUUGUUCAUACACCCCUUUUUUUUCCUUUUAAUUUUUGGUUUAUUAUGCAUAAUUUGAUUCUUCAAAUAGUCUUUGUGAAUGUGAAUGAAUGCGAGAAGCAAAUUUUGAUUCCCAUGUU